CAUUUUAUCAUUUAGAAUGUUCUUAAAAGGAAUAGCAGGCAUUUACCAAUGUAGAUGGCUUUAUUCGUGAGUGGUCAAUGAGUCAUUAAAAUAGAGAGCCGUACUAUUAUAAACUACUAGUUAAAACUUACCGCUAAUAUCUGCUGUUUAGAGAAACACACAAUUGAUGCCUUUAUACUCUAACUGUGACCUGUAUUAUCGACCGUCCAUAAAAUAUGGAACAGUUAAGACAUGUAAAACACAUACUAGAGUGUUGUACACGGACAUGAAGUAAUAAUUUGUAACAUUUUGGCAAAUGUUUGCGGUAACACUGUACUGUCCCUUUAAGAGAAUCUGCGCUCUCCCGUGAACGACGAACACGUUGUGUCAGAUGAUCGCCGUUGACCACGACACCCCGGCUGCUCUGCCGCUGUGUGGGAGGGGGAGUUGCUCGGAGCUGGUGAGCCGGGGUAUCGCGUCUCUCGGCUCAGCUCCGCGGAUUCUUGCUAGCAGUGGAUCAAUCGCAGCCAUCGCAGCUGGCCACGAGAAUGACAUAUAUCUGCGAUCUUUGUGGCAGCUGCUUCCUUUGGUAAAUAAGAAAUGAUCAACUGCAGCCGCUGACAUGUCUGCUACUGCUGCAGGGAGAUGUUCUCUGAGCUGCCGUUAGUAAACAUAAGGCCUGUGACUGUGCAGAGCUGUCACAUUCCGUGGACACGUUCAUGGGUGUUUUUGACGAGGCAAGUCCAGUUUAUGAAUGGGUUCAACGUCGGAUCUGGAUCGCAUGUGAUGUGACAGCCGGGCACUACAGCUCCUGUUUUUUAGUAGACCACCAAUAACGAUAGUUUUAGCUACGGCACCCUUUUCUAACACAUUACUACAGUGUUGUUACUGCCCUGUCAAAGCAUCAGCCAUCCCUGUGAAGACAGACAAUAGCUAUGGCUGAUCAAGAUCUUUGUCCUCACCUGGACUCUAUAGGAGAGGUAACCAAAGAGGACCUCCUCCAGAAAUCCAAGGGAACCUGUCAGUCAUGUGGAGCAGGUGGCCCUAACCUGUGGGCCUGUCUGCAGAAUGACUGUCCAUAUGUCGGUUGCGGCGAGUCCUUCUCUGACCACAGCACCCUGCAUGCACAGGCUAAAAGACACAACCUCACCGUUAACCUGACCACAUUCAGAAUCUGGUGUUACGUGUGCGAGCGGGAGGUGUUCCUGGAGCCACGACCCGCCUUGGUGCCGGUACCUACACACCCCCAUCAAUGCAGAGCGACAGAGCAGGAAGCGACGUCUCUGCCGGCAGGUCACCCUGUUAAAGGAGUUCCUCUUGCUGUGGCGGAGGACGAAGGUUCAGAGUCAGAUGAUGAUGAGCUUAAACCAAAGGGCUUGACAGGAAUGAAGAACAUUGGAAACUCCUGCUACAUGAACGCUGCUCUUCAGGCCCUCUCUAACUGUCCUCCUCUCACACAGUUCUUUCUGGACUGCAGUGGGCUGGUCCGCACCGAUAAGAAACCCGCUCUCUGUAAGAGCUACCAGAAACUCAUCUCAGAACUCUGGCAUAAAAAACGGCCCAGCUACGUGGUCCCUACCAGUUUGUAUCACGGCAUCAAACUCGUAAACCCCAUGUUUCGUGGUUAUGCUCAGCAGGACACUCAGGAGUUCCUGCGCUGUCUAAUGGACCAGUUACAUGAGGAGCUGAAGGAGCCGCUGACGGAGUACAGCAUGGGCAGUGAAGGCAGCGACGUGGAGGACAGAAGAGACGGUGACCGCUCACCUUCUGAAGAUGAAUUCCUGUCCUGUGACUCCGGCUCCAGCAGCGAUCGGGGCGAGGGAGGAGGUGCGGGUGACGGCGAGCUGCUCGUGCAGGAUGACUUGGACGGGGUGAGGUCGCUGACAGUGGGGCUGGCCGACGUCAGUCCCGGUGGGGUCAUCUCGGAGAAAGAGAGGCUGAAGGAACGAAGAGUGUCUGGCUCCUCGCUCCGGGGAGGCUCUCAAGAGAUGGAUGAAGAUGCCGAUGUGGACACCGCGGCCUCCGAGGAGGUUCCCCAAAGGAGAGAAGAAGAAGAAAAAGAAGAUUCAACACCAACUACAAUCAUGGACGCUCAAAACCAAGAGAACAACCAGACUAACAAUGGACCGGAACAGAGCAGCAACACCGCAGAGCCAGACAAUGAGGCGUCAAUGACCCAGACCCAGUCCAUACCCUGCAGUCCUGUGCGAACACUUCAAGAACUCCAUUCCAAACUGUCCUCCAGCCCACCUCGCUCCAGCCAACUUCGUGCGGGAGGACCGGUGUACUCUUUCAAAAAAGCUCAGCUGCUGCUCGGCUUCAGGAAAAAGAAACAGUUGCACUAUCGCAGUGUGAUCUCUGACAUCUUCGAUGGUUCCAUCCUCAGUCUGGUCCAGUGUUUAACCUGUGACAGCGUGUCGAACACAGUUGAAACCUUCCAAGACCUGUCCCUCCCUAUCCCUGGUAAAGAGGACUUGGCCAAACUCCACUCCUCCAUCCAUCAGAACCUUCCCGUUAAGGCCACAGGGUGUCCUGACUCUUACGGAUCACAGGGCUGGAUCUCCUACAUCAUGGACUCCAUACGCAGAUUUGUUGUCUCCUGUAUUCCAAGUUGGUUCUGGGGGCCCAUGGUAACACUAGAGGACUGUCUCGCUGCUUUCUUUGCUGCAGAUGAACUUAAAGGUGACAACAUGUACAGCUGUGAGAGGUGUAAAAAGCUGAGAAAUGGUGUAAAAUAUUGCAAAGUGCUGCGACUUCCAGAGAUUCUGUGCAUUCACCUAAAGCGUUUCCGACACGAGGUCAUGUAUUCGUUCAAGAUCAACAGUCAUGUAUCCUUUCCACUGGAGGGACUUGACAUGCGACCGUUUCUGGCUAAGGAGAGUCAAUCUGAAGUCACCACUUAUGACCUUCUGUCAGUUAUUUGUCACCAUGGAACGGCAGGAAGUGGACACUACAUAGCAUACUGUCAGAACGUAAUAAAUGGGCAGUGGUACGAGUUUGACGAUCAGUAUGUCACAGAAGUCCACGAGACGGUUGUGCAGAAUGCAGAGGCCUAUGUCUUGUUCUACAGGAAAAGCAGUGAGGAGUCGGUGAGAGAAAGACAGAAAGUGGUGGCUUUGGCCAACAUGAAGGAGCCCAGCCUGCUGCAGUUUUACAUCUCCAGAGAAUGGCUCAACAUGUUCAACACAUUCACAGAACCAGGCCCCAUCAGCAACCACACAUUUCUAUGUCAGCAUGGCGGAAUCCCUCCUAAUAAAUACCACUAUGUAGAUGACCUGGUUGUGAUAGUCCCCCAGAAUGUGUGGGAGUACCUUUAUAACAGAUUUGGCGGCGGCCCUGCAGUCAACCACCUGUACAUGUGUGCCAUCUGCCAGGUGGAGAUAGAAGCUCUGGCUAAACGAAGAAAAAUGGAAAUAGACACCUUCAUCAAGCUCAACAAAGAGUUUCAGGCUGAAGAGGCUCCAACAGUGAUUCUGUGCAUCAGCAUGCAGUGGUUCAGGGAGUGGGAGAGUUUCGUGAAAGGCAAAGACAACGAGCCGCCUGGUCCGAUUGACAACAGCAGAAUCGGUGUCAUGAAAGGAGGACAAUUACAACUCAAACAGGGUGCAGACUAUGGGCAGAUCUCAGAGGAGACGUGGCAGUAUUUACUGGGUAUUUACAGUGGUGGCCCUGAGAUCGCAGUGAGACAGACGGUGGCUCCCGCAGACAGUGACAGCCUCCACGGAGAGAGGAAAAUUGAGGCUGAGACCAGAGCACUUUGAGGGAAAGACAGAGGUCUUCUGAUUCCAAUUUCCACUCCUGCCCUCACAAGAAGCUGAGGAAUUUGCACCGUGAUGAAGAAGCCCUGGAUGUGGGCACUUUGUAAACGCAGCAGAGUAUCGAGCUCAAUCCCUGCAGAAGGCUGUGAAGUGGCACAUGACAAUUUGACAUAGUUUUAUUUCUUGGAUCACUCGGAUCCUCAGUGUUACGGUGUUACAACAGCGCAGUGUUGAUUGGCUGUGGCCUAUCAGUAGCUGCUGUUUAGUGACUGAUCUGUGUUGCACAGAGCCGUGAAGUUGGCAGCCACUGGUGCUAUAUAGCAGAGCUGCAGCAGAACGCUCGGUUUUGACAUUUCUUCUUCUCCAGAAACAAACAAACAAAAAAUCAGUAGACAAAAAAAAAAGUGUUUUUGUGCCUGUUACGUACAGGAACAAGUUCUGACAUCAAGUCAGUCACAAACACAUUUUGCAAUUGAAAAAGAUUCCCAGGAAUGGACGACAUUAUUUUCUUUCUUUUUUUUUUUACUUUGUUUUUUAAAUUAUUAUUAAGAUUGCAUGCAGCGUUAAAUCCACUUUUUGACCGUGGACAGAAAAUACCACACCAUGGACACUCAUUCAGAGUCCGCAGUUACAAUGCAAAGAGCAAGUGUUUUGUAAAUGUACGUGUAAUUCAAUCACUGCUAGGAAAAUAACUGCAAACAAAGAAAAGUGAAAAAUAUUGACAGUCAGGUUGUGAAGAACCAACAAAAACAAUGUUCAAAAUCAUUUAACUAGGAUCAGUGAGAAAAUAAAAGAAAUAAAUGUAGAUUUACAAACAAUGCCGUCUGUGGUCAAACAUAAGGAGGGCAGCAUAAAAAUGUGACAUUUGCCGAGAAAGAAGGAAAAUAUGUUGAGUUACAAAUUCAUAAAAACUUACCACUGGAAAAAUGGGUUGCAUUAAAGGGAAACACGUGAAACAUUUGCCAUGAAAUUGGCAAUGUGUCUGUUGAAAUGGUAUAAACUUGGUCAGCAUAACAGUGAGUGUCAGAGAUAGGAAGUUAAGGAAGGAGUUGUUGCUGCACCUCACUCUCAGAGGCAACCUUCUGCACAGAUCGUAUCUGCUACCACAUUUCAGAUCCAGCACAGAGAUUAAAUAAAUAAACCACAGGAAAUUAUACAUUUUUUUUAACAUGUCACAAUUAAUGGCUCAACAAAAAAUUAAAAAAUAAACAACACAUACUGUAUCAUUUUUGUAUGCCUUUUUACUUAUUGGUUCAUUUAUACGUAAAUAUUAAUUAUUUUUAAUAUUCAAAGACUUGAGACCAAAUCACCACCUCAGAUGUUUUUUAAAUUAUUGUUGUUUUUUUCAACGACUACUACAGAGACCCAGUUGGCAGUGUGAGUUCCAGUGCAGCGUCUGUAUCACAGGUGAAGAAAGAACGACUGACCAAAACUGUUCUCAAGUGAUUAACACAGCUACAGCUGCCAUGUGAGAUUUAACCGCAGCUUCGUUCUCUCCUGCAAACCGCUGCAAGUUACGACCCGAAAUUUAAUGAAGAAUUAAAACAUGACGUACAACCGUCAUCCCAUCUUGAAAUAAACACCAAGUACUCACGGUGCCACGGCAGAGUCGCACUUCUGUUCUAAGAUCUCUAACCAGCGUUUCGUUUUCUGAGCUCGACACGGGCCAUGUCAAAUCAAGACAGACAGGGAAACCCUCUGUAAGCGUUGUCAGUCGUGCACAAGAUGUUAAGUCUGGAGUUUAGUGGUAAAAUACCUGAACAUUACAUAUACUGUGUGACAUUAAUUUUCCUAGCACUAUGUUUUAUGUACUGAUUUGAAAAUAACUUCAUUUUAUGACUUUAACAAUGUAAGGUUAUACAUUUAUGUCCAUAAUAUACAGUAACUGUAAAAAAAGACUAGAAAUUCAGUAUUUUCAGUGUGAAGCUCAGCAGAUAAUUCAAAGACAAUGAUCAGUGUUUUCUCUUCAUAUUAGCAACAGUACAACUAAGAUAAUGAACACAAAAUUCUGCUGCACCUUUAAACCCGAGAACCUGAGAUUAUGAUGUUUCACUUUUGGCGGGUUAAAUCAGGUUUUUCAAAUUAAGUGUCUCACUGUUUGGUAUAAUGUUGGUAAGUUUAGUCGAAAUAAGUUCUUUUUAGAUAAAUUAUUAAAUCAUCUUCUUUUAAAAUACAAAUUUGGAAAGCAAAAGGGAACAUUUUAAUCAGAUCUUCAAUUUACAUUUCAUUUUUUUUCAUUUAUUUAUUUUUAAUUAAUAAUAAAAAUUCAGACAAAUUUGUCCUACUCAGAUUAAAACACUUGUUUGUUGGUUUGUUUUUUUUAACCAAAUGUUCAGUCUGUAUCUGAGACAAUAAACGCUGGUGAUAUCUGUGUACUAUAAUGUAAAACAAUGAAGUAUUGGGGAGAAUACGUGCAGUAUUAGAAGACUAAUAGUUGUGCAGUCAUCAUCAGAACUACUGAAUCAUGGCUUGUGACUGCAAAGUUCAGAAGUUUUGGGAAUUUUGUGUGGAAAGAAUUUUUCACUGGAAAAAACAGUUUGCUGUGAGAGCGCGUCACGUCAGUGAUAUCACCCUGCAUUCACUGGCUUUUGUUUUCAGUAUAACUGAGUCGUGUUCUGCUCAUGGCAACAGUCAACGUGCGGAAAUGUGGGAUUUAAGUGAUUGACGUCAAUGUCAAAUGUCAAAUGUCUGUGUUAAUGACAUAAUUAUUCAGGACUGGUAAAAAUGAAUAAAUCAGCUUGUUCUUUGU
Molecule: messenger RNA, 6486 nt
Organism: Cynoglossus semilaevis (tongue sole)
Lineage: Eukaryota; Metazoa; Chordata; Actinopteri; Pleuronectiformes; Cynoglossidae
Gene: usp20
Product: ubiquitin specific peptidase 20
Exons: 24
Coding region: 915-3740 (941 amino acids)
Biological process (GO): protein deubiquitination
Molecular function (GO): zinc ion binding; cysteine-type deubiquitinase activity
Source: RefSeq, a predicted model, not a curated record